AUGGAUGCCGGAGCUGCGACCGAGACGGCGCGGGGGUCAAGCCCGACGAGGUCGGCGCAAGAGGUGCUGCGCAGGAUGAGCCUCAACAGCCCUCCCUCCCGUACCGAUAACCCUCGUCAAGUCAAGAGGGCAAAGGUGCUCGGUGGGGAAGGCGGAGGAGCGGCAGCCUCCCGGCCUUUCGCCGUGCCGCAGGCUGUACAGACCCCGGCCACCGUCAGGAAACCGCCGCCGCCGUCCUCGCGCGCCGCCGGCCUCGAUGGCCCCUCUCCCAUGCCCUCCUGGGGGGUGAACCUAAGGGAUGCCUCCGCCGGGGAACCGCUGGAGGCGGGAGACCACGACCCUAGCUCCUACUACCCAUCCUUCCAGCUAGACUGCCUCCGUCAGCCCUACGGUAGCGGCACCUCCGAUGGAGCGGUCGAGUCUCCAGCUAUGGCCUCUCCGGCCGGCGGCGGUGGCGGCGGCGGCGCGGGCCCUUCCCCUACAUCCACGGCAAUGGACGACGACGACGAUCAAAGCAGCGGCGGCGGCGGCGGCGGCGGCGGCGGAGGCUCCCGACGCACGACCCGCGGCGGCGGGGUCUCGUUGCGGUCCAUGGGGGGAGGGGAGGAAGACGAUGCGUUUGCGCCCCCGCCGUCCCCGGCCAGGCUGGAGAUGGUGGGCGGUGGUGGCAAGAGUACGAGGGGGUUGGGGGGGAUAGCCGCCGCUCUGGAACAAGCAAGAAAUGUCGGGGGGGCGGGAGCGGGGGCAGGUGUGCCGGAAACGCCUCUGAGAAGGCCGGGGAGCGGGGCUGGGAGCAGAGCUUCUGAGCGAGGAGCCGCGGCGCGUGGCGGCGGCGACAGCAGCUGUUCUCCCGUGGGGGGGUACGCAGGGUUUGACAGGUCGGCUGUUCAGGGAUCGCCGGUUAAGAGGAGGAGCGUAGGGCGGUGGCGUAUGUCGGAGGAGGGCAGGCGCGAGACGAGCGCAGAGCAGGGCCGAGCAGCCUGCGAGGAGUCCCCGCUCCGCAGCAACAGGAACCCGUUCUCGCCGGACAGGGAUGAAGACGUUGCUCAGGGAGAUGCGAUGUCCAUGCCCGCCCCCGCACCGCGCUCGCGGCUGUCUUGCGGGGGGCCCGUGACUGGGGGCGCCGACGGAUCUCCGAUGGACACCGGAGAUGUCGGAGAUUUCGCGACAAUGACGGCGGGGAUGGGACGAGGAGGAGGCAAAGCAGACGAGGGCAGCUUCCUGCGGAGGGUAAGCGUUGGCAGCACCUGCUCCUCCUCCUCCGUCCCCACCACCGCUGGCAAGAAAACAGUCCAGGACGUUACCAAUCCCAGCCCCUGUGACGUGGCCGCCUUCGUGCCGGUAACCCCAUGCCGCGGCAAGAACAGCGCGGAGGCCAUGAGGCUGGGGGGGGACACCGCCCCAAUGUCCCCGGUUUCUAGUGCCGGCGGAGGCGUGAAUGUGUCUCUGAACGUCGGGAACGGGGAGAAGGUGGCGCGGGGCAGGUUCGCUACCGAUUUCGAGGUUAAGGAGAUCAUUGGCACGGGGGGCUUCGGGACAGUGUACAAGGUGCGGAGUCGUGUGGACGGCUGCCUGUACGCGGUGAAGUGCAGCAGGCGGCGUUUCAAGGGCGAGACGGACCGGCAAAACAUGCUCAUGGAGGUGUACGCCCUCGCUGCCGUUUGCGACUCUGCCCAGGAGACGAUCAACAUCGUUCGCUACCACCAGGCGUGGAUCGAGGAGGAGCGUCUGUACAUUCAGACCGAGCUGUGCGAGACCUCGUUGGAGAAGCAGCUGGAGAGCGGGCACCGCCUAGAGAUAUCGGGCGUCUACGCGUUUCUGAGGCAGACGCUGCUGGGGCUGGAGAUUCUGCACCAGCACAAGCUCGUUCACCUCGACAUCAAGCCGGGGAACAUCUUCGUGAAGAACGGCCAGUACAAGCUGGGAGACUUCGGGCUGGUGACCCCUGUGCACGUUAGGUCCGGCACGGACGUCGUGGAGGGAGACUCGCGGUACAUGUCCAAGGAGCUCUUGAACGACGACCACUCAAACCUCACCAAGUGUGAUGUGUUCUCGCUGGGUAUCACCCUUUACGAGAUAAUCUCGGGCAGGCCUUUGCCGCCUAACGGAGAAGAGUGGCACCGCCUUCGGUCCGGCAAGGCGGGCAUGCCGAUGGGGCUCCCGGCGGAGCUCUCCAAGACCCUGCUUGAGAUGAUGGACCCCGAUCCAGCACGCCGGCCGUCUGCUGCGGAGCUCCUACGGUACCCUUGCCUGCAGAGCGAGAUGGAAAGACAGCUGAACGACCAGAAGUCGGAGCUCAGCAAGGAGAGGACGCGCAACUCUGGGCUGUUGGAGGAGGUUUCGGCGCUGAUCCAGAAGCAGAGCCACAGGAGCGGUCGCCUCAGCCGGACGAUUACCUGGGACAACUCGUAUUUCGCGGCAAACGGUUCCAAGGGGAAAUCACCCUCUGACAACCUGUCGUCGAAACCCUCCCUGGGCGGAACUCCCGAUGCCGCCGCACGUGGAGGAGGCGGAGCUGCGCGGUCCAACCUGUCCGCGUUCAAUGCGUCGGAACCGUCCGGUGUCUUCGGGGGCGGUGAGUCAGCUCCCGCUCUCUUCGGCCCCUGGGUCCCGCGGCCUUCCAUGGCGGUCGGAUCGGCUCGCGGCGCAGCAGCGGGAGCUGCCGAAGUCGGUCGUGGGGUGGUGGCGUUGUCCAGGGUGGAGGAGGAAGGGUCCGACUCCCCGCCGGCGUCGGGGGACAUGGCCGGGGGGGCGAGUCUUCCGGCCUCAUUUGAGCGUCUGCGGCAGGCGUAG
Ectocarpus siliculosus is the source of this 2793-nucleotide messenger RNA. Lineage: Eukaryota; Phaeophyceae; Ectocarpales; Ectocarpaceae. The record is from the annotation of a GenBank genome assembly.